Molecule: messenger RNA, 2388 nt
Organism: Trichosurus vulpecula (common brushtail)
Lineage: Eukaryota; Metazoa; Chordata; Mammalia; Diprotodontia; Phalangeridae
Gene: NECAB3
Product: N-terminal EF-hand calcium binding protein 3
Exons: 13
Coding region: 376-1470 (364 amino acids)
Biological process (GO): regulation of amyloid precursor protein biosynthetic process
Cellular component (GO): cytoplasm; Golgi cis cisterna; endoplasmic reticulum
Molecular function (GO): calcium ion binding
Source: RefSeq, a predicted model, not a curated record
GCUAGAGGCGGGAGCCCAGCUCCCCCCUCCAGGCCCAACUUCGAGGGAUCGGUGUUCGGUGCUCGAGCCCAGCGGACGCCCCGGACGCUCCUGUCCCGGACCUGGACUCCCCCGGGCCCUGCCGCGCUUUCUCCUGCCCCAGACCCUGGCCCCGAGGAGCUGCUGCGGAGCGUUCCCCUCUGCGUCCGCCUCAGCCUCCACCUGUCCCUGCCCCCUGGCCCCGACUCCCUCCCUCCGGUGCUGCCCACGCCCCCGGCCGGUCCCUCCCCAGACCCCUGCCCUCGCCCCUGCCCUUACCCUUAUCCCUGCCCCCUCCCUCUCCCCUGCCCCUGCAGGCCCAAGCGCGCUCCCUCCGCUUUGGGGGGAUCUCUAAGGAUGUCGUGCACGGAGCUGCUGACCAUGUGCCUGCUCCGGCCCAAGGCUGCCGCCCGGGAGGCCCCCGCAGCGCCCCCUGCGGUCCCUCCUGCGGCCUUCGCCGGCCUCGGACUCUUCCAGGACGUUUUCCGUCGAGCAGAUAAGAAUGAUGAUGGGAAGCUGUCCUUUGAGGAAUUCCAGAAUUAUUUUGCAGAUGGGAUUCUCAGUUCUGGGGAACUCCGAGAGUUAUUCAGCAGCAUUGACCGGCGUUAUUCAGACAAUCUGGAAACUGAAAAGCUUUGCGAAUAUUUCUCAGAGCACCUGGGUGCAUACAGACCUGUGCUGGCUGCCCUGGAGGCCCUAAACAGUGCAGUGCUUGCUGCCAUGGAUGCCACCAAGCUGGAGUAUGACCAUGCAUCCAAAGUGGACCAGUUUGUAAUGCGAUUCCUCCUUCGGGAGACAGUGGAUCAGCUUCAAGCCCUGCAGGGCUCCCUGGAGGGAGCUUCAGACACACUGGAGGGUCAGAUGGGUGGCCCUCGGAUGGAUGUGCCCAUGCAGAAAGCAGAAGAGUCAGGUCGGCCUCGGGUUGGCAGGAGGUCUGGGCGCCGGGCCAUGCGGAGCAUUUGCCUGUCUCCGAGCACCCCAGAUUGUGGAAUUCUGAACACAGGGCAAUGUGUGGAGUCUGACAGUCAGUGGACGGUGCAAGUGAAUCGAUUACAACAGCUCAUAGACCAGUUGGAGUGUAAGCACACCCUGCGGCUGGAGCCCUUAACGGAAGCCGUGGUUUGCAAAGCGACGGAUUCGCACAUCCUGGUGGCGCAGAGGCAGAUCUCGGUGACUAAGGAUGCCUUGCAGGAUUUCCAACGUGCCCUCUGCUGCUAUACGGAUUUUACAAGUGCCCAGAACAGCUGCCUACAUGUGUCUGCGCAGAAGCUGCUGGGUGAAGCCACUUUCAUUCUGUUUGAGUUCUGGAAGGACGAGGCCUCCUGGAAAAACCACUUACAGACAAGCUGUUCCAAGGCCUUCCAGAGAGUUCUCAUUGACCACCUGCAGACCCCGGAGGUCCUGACCACCAUGCUCUUUCCAGCCUCAUGGUGGAUCAUGAACAAUAACUGAACCCUGGACCGACCCCUGGUCUUAGGACGAAGGUUGCUUCAACUCAACGUUGCCCCUUAUCCCCAGGAGUCCUGCAGGACUCAACUGAGAUUAGAGACUUGGCUCCGUGUGGGCUUAAAAGCUGGAGAGUGGGAGGGGCCCACUGUCUGGGACGGAGCCGUCUCCCAGCCCAAGCUGCUGCCUUUCUGAAGCCCUCCUCCGAGCCACCCUGAACAACAAUCCCAGCUGUCCCAGGUCCGAGGCUGCUAAUGGUGGUGGGUUUCCAUAACACAUAGGCAACUGCCUGUAUGGGGGUGGGGGGAUUUCUCAGUGGUAGCAUGAUGCAGAGGAAGGCUCAGGGAUCAGAGGUAGGUUCUAGAUCUUGGGUUGGCUACUUCCUCUCUGUGGGCCUCAGUUUCCCAAUUUGUACAGUGGGAGGAAGGUUGGAUUUGAUGAUUUCUAAGGUCCCCGUGGCUGCUUGAUGCCUCCUUCUCUGAGGUAGAAGGUGACUCUCCAUAGCUUUGCUCGGGGCUUAGAAGGGUGACUGAAGGCCUUGGUGGGGACUGGGUCAUCUCAUACCAGGCCAUGAGGUAAUAUCUGCUGGGGAGGUCGGGGUACAAGCCUGGCUUCUGCCCGUAGGCUGCAUCAGGAACCGCCUUGCUGUGUAGUAUAUGUAUGUGUGUAUAGCGGUGGCAGGGGGAGGGGAUGAACAGGGGCUCUGCCCCAUCUCCCCCGAGGGAGGGGAGGAGCUCUAAUUUGCAUGUAAUUUGCAUAUACUUUGCAUGUCCGUGUACCACCCACAUGCAGCUAUCUUUAGGAUGAAAGUGACUGCAUGAGUAGCGGUAACAUUGAGGACUUGAGUCCUGGAAUAGGAGCCCAGUGGUGACCUUGGACGCUGGCUCCCACUUCACCUGCAAUAAAGGUUCCUCUCUCACGUCC